UGUUAUUAUCCUAAAAACGAAACAAUCUCAACACUAUGACCUUAUUAGAUUAUCCAAUCAUUUAAUUAAAUUAAUUUAAAGGUAUUAAGUAGCUGACAUAUGAGAGGAAGCGAGAAGUCUUCGAGUGUGUGGCAGAUAUGUGGGGCGGGGCUGACCCGCAUAGGCCUACACCCCACCGGCCAGUUUCAAAUGGAAAUACUAUAGUACCUUUAGGAUAAAUUUACUGAUAGAUAGAAAGGUUUUAAGAAACGUGAGAAAUACAGCGCGGUUUGGUGCAAGAUGCUCAGGGCUCCAAGAGAAAUUGAACCAGAGCUUUGUCCCGAAGAACCGCCGGUGACCGAGUGUUGAGGAAGCCGGGAGGGGGAGGGGGGAGGAGGGGAGGUCGACGAUAGGGGAGUUACGUCGGGGGGAAGGAUGGGGAGAGGGAGGGGUGUCUUCCUCAACAGGAACGAGGACAGUGGAGCAUAUCAUGGUCAUUGUUGUAGAGUGUCCUCGUCAGUGUCAUGGAUUCCGUCAGCUGGAAGGAGGUCAGUGGAGCAUAUCAUGGUCAUUGUUGUAGAUUGUCCUCGUCAGUGUCAUGGAUUCCGUCAGCUGGAAGGAGCUCAGUGGAGCAUAUCGUGGUCAUUGUUGUAGAGUGUCCUCGUCAGUGUCAUGGGUUCCGUCAGCUGGAAGGAGCUCAGUGGAGCAUAUCGUGGUCAUUGUUGUAGAGUGUCCUCGUCAGUGUCAUGGGUUCCGUCAGCUGGAAGGAGCUCAACACUGUAAUCCAAGUCGUCUGUAUCCUUGGCCUCCUCGAUGGGAACGAGUGGCGGUGGAAGAUUGGGCUCGUCUUCUGCAGGACCGACUUCCUCGGAGACGACGGGAGCAGAUUCAUGGGCGGCAUGGCCUCCAUUUUCAACGUUUGGGAUGUCCAGCGCUUUAACAAGGUCGUUAUUUUCUUCCAAGAAGAUGUCCAGCGCUUUUACAAAGUCGUCAUUUUCUUCUUUGGACAUGUCCAGCGCUUUUACAAUGUCGUCAUUUUCUUCCUUGGACAUGUCCAGCGCUUUUACAAAUUCGUCAUUUUCUUCUUUGGACAUGUCCAGCGCUUUUACAAUGUCGUCAUUUUCUUCCUUCGACAUGUCCAGCGCUUUUACAAGUUCGUCAUUUUCUUCUUUGGACAUGUCCAGCGCUUUUACAAGUUCGUCAUUUUCUUCUUUGAACAUGUCCAGCGCUUUUACAAUGUCGUCAUUUUCUUCUUUGAACAUGUCCAGCGCUUUUACAAGAUCGUCAUUUUCUUCUUUGGACAUGUCCAGCGCUUUUACAAAGUCGUCAUUUUCUUCUUUGGACAUGUCCAGCGCUUUUACAAAGUCGUCAUUUUCUUUUUUGGACAUGUCCAGCGCUUUUACAAGUUCGUCAUUUUCUUCUUUGAACAUGUCCAGCGCUUUUACAAUGUCGUCAUUUUCUUCUUUGGACAUGUCCAGCGCUUUUACAAUUUCGUCAUUUUCUUCUUUGAACAUGUCCAGCGCUUUUACAAGAUCGUCAUUUUCUUCUUUGGACAUGUCCAGCGCUUUUACAAUGUCGUCAUUUUCUUCCUUCGACAUGUCCAGCGCUUUUACAAAGUCGUCAUUUUCUUCCUUGGACAUGUCCAGCGCUUUUACAAGUUCGUCAUUUUCUUCUUUGGACAUGUCCAGCGCAUUUACAAUGUCGUCAUUUUCUUCUUUGGACAUGUCCAGCGCUUUUACAAAGUCGUCAUUUUCUUCUUUGGACAUGUCCAGCGCUUUUACAAAGUCGUCAUUUUCUUCUUUGGACAUGUCCAGCGCUUUUACAAUGUCGUCAUUUUCUUCUUUGGACAUGUCCAGCGCUUUUACAAAGUCGUCAUUUUCUUCUUUGAACAUGUCCAGCGCUUUUACAAUGUCGUCAUUUUCUUCCUUCGACAUGUCCAGCGCUUUUACAAAGUCAUCAUUUUCUUCUUUGGACAUGUCCAGCGCUUUUACAAUGUCGUCAUUUUCUUCUUUGAACAUGUCCAGCGCUUUUACAAUGUCGUCAUUUUCUUCCUUCGACAUGUCCAGCGCUUUUACAAAGUCAUCAUUUUCUUCUUUGAACAUGUCCAGCGCUUUUACAAUGUCGUCAUUUUCUUCCUUCGACAUGUCCAGCGCUUUUACAAAGUCGUCAUUUUCUUCUUUGGACAUGUCCAGCGCUUUUACAAUGUCGUCAUUUUCUUCCUUCGACAUGUCCAGCGCUUUUACAAUGUCAGAGUUUUCUUCUUUGGACAUGUCCAGCACUUUUACAAUGUCGUCAUUUUCUUCCUUCGACAUGUCCAGCGCUUUUACAAAGUCAUCAUUUUCUUCUUUGGACAUGUCCAGCGCUUUUACAAUGUCGUCAUUUUCUUCCUUCGACAUGUCCAGCGCUUUUACAAAGUCAUCAUUUUCUUCUUUGGACAUGUCCAGCGCUUUUACAAUGUCGUCAUUUUCUUCCUUGGACAUGUCCAGCGCUUUUACAAAGUCAUCGUUUUCUUCUUUGGACAUGUCCAGCGCUUUUACAAAGUCAUUUUCUUCCUUGGACAUGUCCAGCGCUUUUACAAAGUCAUUUUCUUCCUUGGACAUGUCCAGCGCUUUUACAAAGUCGUCAUUUUCUUCUUUGGACAUGUCCAGCGCUUUUACAAAGUCGUCAUUUUCUUCUUUGGACAUGUCCAGCGCUUUUUCAAGUUCGUCAUUUUCUUCUUUGGACAUGUCCAGCGCUUUUACAAUGUCGUAAUUUUUUUCCAAGAAGAUGUCUAACGCUUUUAUAAUGUCGUCGUUUUCUUCCUUGGACAUGGCCAGCGCUUUUACAAUGUCGUCAUAUUCUUCCUUGGACAUGGCCAGCGCUUUUACAAUGUCGUCAUAUUCUUCCUUGAACAUGUCCAGCGCUUUUACAAUGUCGUCAUUUUCUUCCUUGGACAUGUCUAGCGCUUUUACAAUGUCGUCAUUUUCUUCCUCGGACAUGUCCAGCGGUUUGACAAGGUCGUUGUUUUCAGCCUUGGUAAUGUCCAGCGUUUUCACAAGGUCGUUGUUUUCAGCCUUGGUAAUGUCCAGCGUUUUCACAAGGUCGUUGUUUUCAGCCUUGGUAAUGUCCAGCGUUUUCACAAGGUCGUUGUUUUCAGCCUUGGUAAUGUCCAGCGCUUUCACAAGGUCGUUGUUUUCAGCCUUGGUAAUGUCCAGCGCUUUCACUAGGUCGUUGUUUUCAGCCUUGGAAAUGUCAAGCGCUUUCACAAGGUCGGAUUUUUCAGCCUUGGAAAUGUCCAGCGCUUUCACAAGGUCGGAUUUUUCAGCCUUGGAAAUGUCCAGCGUUUUCACAAGGUCGUUGUUUUCAGCCUUGGUAAUGUCCAGCGCUUUCACAAGGUCGUUGUUUUCAGCCUUGGUAAUGUCAAGCGUUUUCACAAGGUCGUUGUUUUCAGCCUUGGUAAUGUCAAGCGUUUUCACAAGGUCGUUGUUUUCAGCCUUGGUAAUGUCAAGCGUUUUCACAAGGUCGUUGUUUUCAGCCUUGGUAAUGUCAAGCGUUUUCACAAGGUCGUUGUUUUCAGCCUUGGUAAUGCCCAGCGCUUUGACAAUUUCGGAUUUUUCAUCGUUUGAGAUGGCUUGCGCUUUCACAAGGUCGUUAUUCUCUGCCCGGCAGGUGAUCAGCGCCUUAACCAGACCAUUAUUUUCUUCCCAGGAGAAGGAGACGACUUCUUGCAGCCUGUCAGUUUCCUUCCUAGCGUUAGUUAGGUCACGGAGCAGGCCGUUGUUUUCUUCCCGGAAUGAGAACACAACUUUUCGCAUCCUGUGAAUGAUCUUUCCAGCCUUAUACAGGUCGUUGAGCAAGACGUUAUUUUCGCCUCGCAAUAAGUACAGGUCAUUGAGGAGCGCGCUGUUUUGUUCCUCCAGGGCUGACCUUUGCUGUUCUUUGUGUCUGCAAGCCGCUUGUUGAGCCAGCAGCGCCCUGUGUAGGACGCUGGCUUCAUCGGUGGCCUGCAGCAGGAGGACGGACAGUAGGGCGUUUUGUCUUGCCAGGUCCUGCAUGGCCUGGUGUGUCCGCUCCUGCUCGGCCAGCAGACCGGCAGUCACCCACGCCUUUUGGACCCCGAGCUGUGCCGCCGGUGGUCCUCCUUCCCCAGGCGCGGCGACGGGCAGCAGCUCCUUGGCGGGCGGGGUUGUGGGGCCGAACCCGAUGCUCUCCAGGAGCAAUCUGGUGACGAGGGCCCACCACAGCAUCGCCAGAACAACGUCAAGGCGCAUCGUGAUGAUGAAAAUUGAAGUACAGCUGAAUAUAAAUAAGUGCGGAAGUGAGAGACAACGAAGGGAAGCGAAAGUGAGCUGAGAGCCGGACAGCAAGGAAGGCAGCAGAAGUGUGUCCUCCUCUCCCUGCAGUGUUGCCCGACUUAUUAAAGAGAGAGAGAGAGAGAGAGAGAGAGAGAGAGAGAGAGAGAGAGAGAGAGAGAAAGUUGAUUGAAGUGAGAGAUAAAUGAAGGUAACUUAGUUUGAUAAAAGAUCCUCCUCCUUCCUCCUCGUCUUCCUCUUCCUCUCCCUCUUCCUCUUCCUCUUCCUCCUUCUCCUUAAAUCUCACCAAGGAAUGUGUUGGUUUUUAUGUAAUUGCAGUAACCUAACCUAACCUCCUCCUCCUCCUCCUCCUCCUCCUCCUCCUUGCGGGCGAU
Molecule: messenger RNA, 4645 nt
Organism: Eriocheir sinensis (Chinese mitten crab)
Lineage: Eukaryota; Metazoa; Arthropoda; Malacostraca; Decapoda; Varunidae
Exons: 7
Coding region: 726-2753 (675 amino acids)
Source: RefSeq, a predicted model, not a curated record